AGAAGAGGAACUGCCCCAUCAACGUGUAUUUCAUCAUUGACACCUCGGAGAGUGUUGCUCUGCAGACUGUGCCUAUCCAGAGCCUCGUGGAUCAAAUAAAGAGGUUCAUCCCUGUGUUCAUCGAUAAACUGGAGAGUGAGCUCUACCAGAACCAAAUCUCCAUCACUUGGAAGUUUGGUGGACUUCAUUACUCAGAUGUGGUGGAAAUUUACAGCCCUUUAACGAACAGCAAAGACACAUACCUCCAGAAGUUGCUGGCUAUUAACUACCUUGGUCGGGGCACCUUCACAGACUGUGCCAUCUCCAACAUGACAGAGCAGAUCCAGACCCAGAUGGACUCGGGUGUGAACUUUGCAGUAGUCAUCACCGAUGGCCACGUCACCGGCAGCCCCUGCGGGGGGAUGAAGGUGCAGGCUGAGCGGGCAAGAGACGUGGGGAUCAAGCUCUUCGCAGUGGCCCCCAGUGAGAACGUCUACGAGCAGGGACUGCGGGAGAUCGCCAACCUGCCCCACGAGCUGUACCGCAACAACUACGCCAUCACGCAGAGAGACACCCUGGACAUCGACGUGAACACCAUCGAGAGGAUAAUCCAAGCCAUGAAACACGAAGCCUACGGAGAGUGCUACAAGAUGAGCUGCCUGGAGAUUGCAGGUCCACCUGGUCUCAAGGGAUAUCGAGGGCAGAAGGGUGCCAAGGGGAACAUGGGUGAGCCAGGCUCCCCUGGGCUGAAGGGACGACAGGGUGACCCAGGUAUUGAAGGUCCCAUCGGAUACCCUGGUCCCAAGGGUGUCCCAGGGCUGAAAGGAGAGAAGGGCGAGAUUGGAUCGGAUGGACGCAGG
Antrostomus carolinensis (chuck-will's-widow) is the source of this 839-nucleotide messenger RNA. Its product is annotated as collagen alpha-2(VI) chain-like. The record is from RefSeq and is a predicted model, not a curated record. Lineage: Eukaryota; Metazoa; Chordata; Aves; Caprimulgiformes; Caprimulgidae. The annotation marks the transcript as partial. The transcript has 7 exons.